This is a messenger RNA of Cyprinus carpio (common carp), 1705 nucleotides long. Its product is annotated as matrix metalloproteinase-19-like. Gene Ontology annotation, cellular component: extracellular matrix. The transcript is spliced from 10 exons. NCBI's taxonomy places the organism in Eukaryota, Metazoa, Chordata, Actinopteri, Cypriniformes, Cyprinidae. The record is from RefSeq and is a predicted model, not a curated record. Gene Ontology annotation, biological process: extracellular matrix organization; collagen catabolic process; proteolysis. Bases 245 to 1654 code for a protein of 469 amino acids. Gene Ontology annotation, molecular function: metalloendopeptidase activity; zinc ion binding.
CUUAAACCCGUGCACACACACAAAUCUCUGCAUUUCUUCUCUUCUAGCAGGCUUCCUAAUCUAAUCAUCCAGAUUAUAAACCUGGCAUUGGGCACUACAGGGAAUGCUGGCUCUUAGACAAAUGGCAUGCCUUCACAUAGCUCUGAUGACCGCAAUAAUCUGGACCAAACCUCCAAACGAAACUCCAGACACACACGCCCAGACGAGUCACAAACAGAUCUAGAGCUGACUGAACUCAUGCGAGAUGCAAUCCCCGUUGCUGCACGUGUUCCUGUGGCCUCGAGCUCCAGAUCUCAGAGCAGCAGAGAUGCGAGUCUUGGUUCUGAUGACGCUGACGUCUGUGUGUGCCGCUCUGGAUCCUGCGGCACUGAAGGAGGCCACGGUCUAUCUGAAGAGAUACGGUUAUUUACCUUCAUCAUCCAACGCUGAUCAUCAGGGGAUUCAAACAGAGCAAAUGAAUGAGGCUCUUCGGAUCUUCCAGCAGGUGACGGAUCUGCGUGUGACGGGCCGUCCAGACAGCAGCACGCUGGCCAUGAUGAGAGCCGCCCGCUGCGGCCUGAGCGACCCCUUCAGCCGCAAGCUGAAAUACCGCAUCCUGGGUCAGUGGCGUAAGAAGAGACUGACAUACCGCAUUUAUAACCAUCCGCUGACUCUGGGUUUGUCUGGGACGCGAGCGGCGGUUCGCACGGCCUUCGGUUACUGGAGCGCGGUCAGCCCUCUUCAGUUCCAGGAGGUCAGCGGAGGUCACGCCGACAUCAAACUCUCCUUCCACAGGAGAGACCAGGGCUGCCCUGUCGCGUUCGACGGACCCGGGCAAGUUUUGGGGCAUGCUGAAGGACCAGAGUCUGGCACGGUUCACUUCGAUGCAGAUGAGGUGUGGACGGAGGGGCGGAGUUAUGGAGCAAACCUGCGCAUCGUAGCGGCCCAUGAGAUUGGCCACGCCCUCGGAUUAGGUCACUCCCAGUACCACAGCGCACUCAUGGGCCCCGUGUACACGGGACACCGCCACAACUUCAGACUGCACCGGGACGACAUCAGCGGCAUACAGACUCUGUACGGAAAACCUGUGGAAAAACCAUCCACCGCUCCGAGAAAGCCAGAUCGACUGCCCGACCUCUGCGCCGGGGGACUGGACGCCAUCAUACUGGGGCCUCUUCACAAGACACUUGCUUUCAGAGGUCAUUACGUGUGGACGCUCUCAGAUUCAGGUUAUAACAGUCCCCUUCCCAUUAAUGCCCUGUGGAAAGAACUGCCCGGCAACAUCAAUGCAGCCGUUCACUCGCAAAGAACCAACAAAUCCUAUUUUCUUAAAGGAGAUAAAGUCUGGAGAUAUUCCGGCUUUAAACUGGACCAGGGCUACCCGAAACGCCUCACCAUUCCCUCCAACAUACAGGCCGCGUUCUUCCUCAGGAGCCGCCGAGCGCUCGUCUUCAUCAAGGGAUCAGAAUACUGGCUCUGGGAUGAACUGGGAUCAGCUAAACAUCUCCAGCUGAUCGCCGCUCUGCCCUCGGAUCCGGACGCUGCCUUCACGGGGAGCGACGGACGCGUCUAUGUGUUCAGCGGCUCGCGGCACUGGCGCCUGAGUCCCACGCUGACGCUGGAGAAGGGCUAUCCGCUCCGCACCAGACAGCGAUGGAUGCACUGUGACCAUUAACCUUCAUCAUGGAUUAUAUUCAUCAAUAUAUAUCAUUUCCAUAUCAUACAU